Molecule: messenger RNA, 2947 nt
Organism: Etheostoma cragini (Arkansas darter)
Lineage: Eukaryota; Metazoa; Chordata; Actinopteri; Perciformes; Percidae
Product: leucine-rich repeat neuronal protein 3-like
Exons: 1
Coding region: 342-2453 (703 amino acids)
Cellular component (GO): extracellular matrix
Molecular function (GO): protein binding
Source: RefSeq, a predicted model, not a curated record
GUCCCCAGAUGGAAACUGACAGCGGUGACAGCGACGGAGGAUAACAAUGACGGAAGGCAGAGCGAUUCAUCCCAACCCGAAGCCACAGCAUUCCUGAAGGAUACCUCCACCUUGACAUAUCGCAGCGUGCACGACAGCCUGGCACGGACCGAGCUGAAAGGUUGCCUCUCUCGUCAGGAGCUGAAAGACAACAGGAGCCAAAGCUCUGGGGACCAGGCGUCAGCAGAAACCCACUCUGUCUCGCUUGCAGUAACAAAUGAGCCUUUAUUUGUGAAGUUAAAAGUGCUAACAGCCGACUCCAGAAGGGCCAAUUACUGGCUGACGGGACUACGGGGGCCAAGAUGAAGGAGACGACAGUUGUGGCUUGUUUGCUGGCGGAGCUGUCUCUGGCUGCUUUUGCUCUGGCCUCUCAGGGGGACGCCCAUUGCCCUGCAUUGUGUCGAUGUGAGAUACGACCCUGGUUCUCUCCCAGCUCUGUUUACACCGAGGCUUCCACCGUGGACUGUAACGAUCUGGGCCUCUCGGUGAUACCGGAGAGACUCCCAUCGGAAACAGAAGUGCUGCUGCUACAGACGAACAACAUUGCUAAUGUGGAGAAGACUUUGGACUACUUGGACAACAUCACUGAAAUCGACUUGUCUCAGAACAACAUUUCUUCGCUGGGCAAUGUCUGUCUGGGGUCUCUUCCCCAGCUCCUGUCACUCCACAUGGAGGAGAACUUGAUCCAGGAGCUACCGGACAGCUGCCUCGCUUCCUUUCCAAACCUCCAGGAGUUUUACGUUAACCACAACCUGAUUUUCUCCAUCGCCCCCGGUGCUUUCCAGGGCCUGAACAGGCUGCUGAGGCUCCAUCUCAACUCCAAUCGACUGACAAGUGUCAACAGCAAGUGGUUCCAGCAUCUCCCCAGCCUGGAGAUCUUAAUGCUGGGAGAAAACCCCAUCAUCGAGCUGUCAGACAUGAACUUUAAACCCCUGAGGAACCUACGAAGCCUCGUGCUUGCCAAGAUGAAUUUGACUGAAAUGCCGGACAACGCUUUUUUCGGUCUUGAUAAUUUGGAGAGCAUCUCAUUUUUUGACAACCUGCUCAAUCGAGUCCCCCACGUGGCGUUGACUCGAGUCCAGUACCUCAAGUUCCUGGAUUUGAACAAGAACCCGAUUGAGAGGAUUCAAAGAGGUGAUUUCAUGGACAUGAUGCAUCUCAAGGAGCUCGGCAUCAACAGCAUGCCUGAGCUUGUGUCAAUCGACAGUUUUGCCCUCAACAACUUGCCCGAGCUGACAAAAAUCGAGGCCACAAACAAUCCCCGGUUGUCCUACAUCCACCCGAGGGCCUUCCACAAGCUUCCCAGUCUUGAGACUCUGAUGCUGAACAGCAACGCUCUGAGCGCAAUCCACCGCAGCACCGUGGAGUCCCUGCCCAACCUGCGAGAGGUCAGUCUGCACAGCAAUCCUAUCCGCUGCGACUGCGUCAUCCGCUGGGUCAACAUGAACAGGACCACGGUUCGGUUUAUGGAACCUGACUCUUUGUACUGCGUCGAGCCUCCGGAGUACCAAGGCCAGCACCUCCGACAGGUGCACUUCAGGGAGAUGACAGAGAUCUGCCUUCCCCUGAUAUCACCUGGGAGUCUCAAGAAGAGUGUUGACGUCAGUAAAGGGAGGUCAGUGUCACUGCACUGCCGGGCGUUUGGAGAACCGGAGCCUCAAAUUAUCUGGGUGACACCAUCGGGCGACAGGGUCCUACCUGGGAGUGUGUCUGAUAAGUACUACAUGCACCCUGAGGGAAGCUUAGAUAUCUACGAUGCCACGGAGCAGGAAGCGGGCUCGUACACCUGCAUCGCCCACAAUCUCGUCGGGGCAGACAUCAAGUCUGUGAUGGUUGCGGUGGACGGACACAUUACCCAGCCUUCAAAUCAACCUCUACAUGUGUAUAUCACAUCUAUCCAGUCUCAUUCUGUAAGGGUUUCCUGGGAGAGUGCAGGGGGUUUGGUAUCGCAACUACGUUGGUCCACUUUAGCCGACGGCAGCAGCCUCUUGAUGCCGUUCUCAGCCAGGCUUCCCACUGAUGUCAAAGAGUACCACAUCAAGCAGCUGAUGCCUUCCACUCGCUACCAGGUUUGCGUUGAGGUCCCUGCAGCACAGCCUGGAUACAGCAGGGACUGCGUCAACGUGACCACAAAGGGGGCACCGAUCCCAACGGGUAAAACUGAGAACUGGGACAGUCUGGUGAUGGCUACCUGCGCUGUGUUUUUCAUUGCGGUUGCCGUGGCUUGCUCCGUCAUCUAUACGUCUCUAUACAGCCAAGUGUUUUACAGGAAACUGAUAGCAGAGCCGGCCGAAACGCUGCCGAUUCUCAGCACUCGUUCGUUUUCCUCUCCUCCGUCUGAUUUCCUGGAAUCAGGCGAGUGUGGGAUCAAGGUGAGGGCCACUGUAAUAGACUUACCGGACGACUCCGUGUAACAAACGUCCUUGUCUGGGAAAGCACUAGGGGAUUAAGCGAAGAUGAAGAGUGAUGGACACUGGACAAUGUGAUUUAUGUGCUCUCUUUUCAAGACUUUUGGUGCUGGACACUUUGCACUGGAACUCAGCUGGGUGGCAUCAGAGCAGAAAUGCCAACACAUUUACAGGCGUAGCUAAAAGCAGAGAGGAUUUUGUAUUUCAAACACUAUAACAAGCUUAAUCAGGCAGAUGUCUUGACUAUAAUCCACAUGGCUACUGGUCAUUCAUGCAGUGCAACCGGAAUAAGGCACAGCACGGGAAUUUCUGUAUUCAAUACUUUGCUGAGACUGCUUUAAUGUCUGCAAAAAGCGUUUUCUUUGCUGUUACAUUAAACGUUGCCAAGCCAAGAUAGUUUAUAACGGAGGAGGAGAAAACAGUAUUGUUAGUUUGGUGUACAAUUAAAACGACUAUAAUGUAAACAAUUUUAUGAACAAAUACAUUUUUCAUUAAACCUG